AUGUCGAAAUAUAUAUAUUCAAAUGAUUUAAGUCAGGGAGCGUAUUUUGCUGAUGAACCUCGAAAAUCUCAUGGUUACACAGCUGCUGAAGGAACAGAUCAAACUCGUGUUAUGUUUUAUAAUAAAGUUUUAUUGGGUGGAGAAUCAAUACAAAAUACAACAAAUAACUCCUUAGCUGCAGCUCCAAAAGAUCAUCAUUCUGUCCGAGGAAUACAAUUCCAGUAUACUGAAUAUAUUGUUUAUCGUUAUGGACAAGCUUUACCUUAUUUGAAGAUUGUUUACAAAUCUUCAUUCUUGAAAAAUAUCGCUUUUUCAUAA
Rotaria sordida is the source of this 318-nucleotide messenger RNA. NCBI's taxonomy places the organism in Eukaryota, Metazoa, Rotifera, Eurotatoria, Philodinida, Philodinidae. The record is from the annotation of a GenBank genome assembly.